AUGAGGCGGCCGUCUCGCACAUCGACGCCUCCGGAGCCACGUCGAGUGCGGAUCCCUUUGGGACCGUCCUCGCCGCUUUCCUCGGCCACCGACAGCAUUUCGAUUCCGCUCGGAAGACACGAAUAUUCGCCGCGACGCCCACGCGAUUUCGAUGAGGAUUCUGUAAAUUCCGAAAAUUCAGAAGCCGAAGAGGUGCCGACGGAUGUGGUGGAUGAGGAGGAAAGUGAAGAGGAAAGUGAGAGCGAAAGUGAAGGAGAAGCGGUCAGACCGUCUCGCAGGGUGCUGCAGAAGGACUUGCUCUGCAUCGGAAAGGUUGAAGCCGAAAACAAUUCUUCGGCCACCAACAAUUCUGAAAACUUUUCAGGUCGAAUUCUGCAAAACAGUGCGUGAGAUCGGUGCGGAAACGGCGCAAAACGGACCGAUCGGCUUCUCGGGCGGUGCGAUGGACCUGCUGCAGACGGAAUCGGAGAAGAUGCUCGUCAAGAUGUUCACCGCGUCCGACAAGAUCGCCGAAGCGGCCGGCAGGCAAAAGCUGAAAGUGUCCGACGUGUACGCGGCUCGGCAAGUCGCGAAUCUCAUGAAGAAGUCGUCGCAUUGA
This is a messenger RNA of Caenorhabditis sp. 36 PRJEB53466, 598 nucleotides long. NCBI's taxonomy places the organism in Eukaryota, Metazoa, Nematoda, Chromadorea, Rhabditida, Rhabditidae. The record is from the annotation of a GenBank genome assembly.